AUGGACCUGCCGCGGCUGCAUCGCAGUCACUACCAACACCAGAAUCAUCAGUCUCGGCACCAGCAUCAGCACCAGCACCAGCACCAGGAACCGCAACAGCAACCGCAACAGCAUCCGCGACCGCACCGCCAAGCCGCCUCCGGGACCACGGCGCCGUCGCCCGCUGUCACCGCCUCGCCCGCCGACUCGCAUCGCGACGGUGCGAAGUACGACUUUCAAGACCUCGGCCACGAUGCCGCCGCCGCCGACGACGAGCCCGCCCGCAAGCGGCAGAAGCGCAACAAGCCGACGCUGUCGUGCCACGAGUGCGUCGAGAGGAAGACCAAGUGCGACAGAGGAAGGCCCCAUUGCCUCGCGUGCAUCAAGCGACAGACUGAGUGCCGCUACGCGCAUGUUGCCAACCUCCUCGACGAGACGUCGAGGUCCGCGGCCAACGGUCGGCGUAUGACCAAAGCGCCAAAGAAAAAGGCCGCCUCAGAUGGCAAGCCGGCCAUCCCAAACAUCGCCGACAGGGGCGCCAUUGAUGACCAUGAUACCUCGUCGCGGGGCGCCGUCGCCCUAUCCAUCGGCCUCCUCUCCCACGUCCCCUACUCCGACACGUCAGCCAGCAACGUCUUUGGCAUCGGGUCCGAGCAUCCCUUUGCCAACUACUGGACCUGCGAGGGGGGCCUGCCCGAGGUCAUCUCGGUCCUCCCCGACAAGACUCAGGCCGACAUCCUGCUCGCCCGCUACUUUGAGUGCGUCGACCCGGUAUACCCCAUGAUACACCGGCAGACCUUCUACGCCGACUAUGAGCACUUUUGGCAGCUGGGAGCCCAGGAGAGGGACGAGACGGACGCGGCCUUUAUCGGCCUCAUUUUUGUCAUGCUGGCACUCGGCACCCAGUUCGUCACGUCGACUUCGGCCACGGAGCGCAAGCAGACGGCAGAGUUCUACGCCUCGGCCAGCAACCAGGCCUUGCGCAUGUCGUCGUAUCUGAGCACGGCCUCUCUCCGCUCGAUCCAAGCCAUGGUGCUCAUGACGUACUUUCUCAUCAACGACAACCACGCCUCCGACGGCUGGGCAUUUGCCGGCAUUCUGACCCGACAAGCGUACGCCAUGGGCCUGCAUCGCGACCCCAACAUCGUGACGCCCAACGCCAGCCCGUUUGAGAAGCAGCAGAGGCGAAAGGUGUGGCAGGCAGUGCUGUUGCAGGACACAUUCAUGACGGUCCUGCUGUCGCUACCCCCUUCGGCGACGCAUACGGAUGUCUCGGUCGACGACUUGUUGGACGAUAGCUCUUCGAUUGCCAGCAGCGACCCGACCGACACGGCCUACAUCCGGGGCUCGUGGAUGCUGGCCAACCUGGUUCAGGAGACGAUUUGCUCGCCGCGGUCGCUUGACAUUCCGAUUUGCGGGACGGCCAGGCACAAGUCGAAGCUGGUGGCCGACUUCCGAGCCGUGUACCGGUCGUUUCCCGACGUGUUUCGAUCGUGGGACGCCUACAGCCUGACGCGGCUGGCGACGACCAACAAGCGCAUCAUACGGCAAACGCUGUUCCUGACGAGCAACUACUUCCACAACCUGAUGCUGGUGCACGCGUCAGAGAGCCCCGAGGUGCCGGUCAACGUGAGGGGGACGCUGGAGGCGGCGCACGACGCCAUCAGCGCCUUCUUUCUGCUGUACAGUCUGCUCGAGUGGGAGGCGCGCGUGUGGUGGGUGUUUAAUCACCGGGCGUUUCUCGAGGCGCUGUGCAUUGGCAACGUGCUCCGCGAAGCGGCCAAGGAGCCGGGCGGCAAAGAGCUGCUGGCGCGCGACCCCUUGUUUGGGCGGGGGAGAGCGGACAUUACGCGGAUGAUUGAAAUCAUGGAGAUGACGGGCGGGGACUCGGAGGUGGCCCGGACGCGGGUCAAGAUUUUGAGCGACUUUCUGGAUUGA
Molecule: messenger RNA, 1917 nt
Organism: Hirsutella rhossiliensis
Lineage: Eukaryota; Fungi; Ascomycota; Sordariomycetes; Hypocreales; Ophiocordycipitaceae
Product: fungal specific transcription factor domain-containing protein
Exons: 6
Coding region: 1-1917 (638 amino acids)
Biological process (GO): DNA-templated transcription; regulation of DNA-templated transcription
Cellular component (GO): nucleus
Molecular function (GO): zinc ion binding; DNA-binding transcription factor activity, RNA polymerase II-specific; DNA binding
Source: RefSeq, a predicted model, not a curated record